AUGUUAGCUAAGGGGUGUGUUCGAGUAAGUGGACGUCAGGGUUUAUUUGGCGUCCAAAUUAGGAUGGCGAUGUUAAGUUCAUUUAAUUCGCCUAAAAUCAGUUCUAAUGACAGGCCAAAACCGGACCAGCUGUUAAAGGAUAUUGCAUCUUAUGUCCACAAUACUAAGAUAAUAUCAAAAGAGGCCUUUCAGACAGCUAAAUUAUGCUUUUUAGACUCUUUAGGUUGUGGUUUGGCUGCUCUUAAAUACGAGCAACCUCGAGGAAUUAUUAAGCCGAUCGUUCCAGGUACUGUUGUUCCCAAUGGAACGAAGGUAAUCGGUACGAAGUACCGGAUGGAUCCUGUGAAUGGUGCUUUUGCUAUUGGAACUUUAAUAAGAUGGUUAGACUAUAACGAUUGCUGGUUGGCUGCUGAAUGGGGUCAUCCGUCCGACAAUCUAGGGGGUAUCUUAGCUAUUGCUGAUUACAUGACUAGACUGUCAAAAGCGACGGCUGGUGAUGAUGGCAGACUUUUUACUGUCCAUGACGUUUUGGAAGCUAUGAUCAAGGCACAUGAAAUUCAAGGUAUAAUCGCAUUGGAUAAUGCCUUUAAUGAAGUUGGUUUAGAUCAUAUUGUGUUGGUUAAAGUUGCUACUACAGCAGUGGUUUCUAAAAUGCUGAAUUUAACUGAGGAACAAACUGUGGAAGCAUUAUCACAGGCUUUUGUUGAUGGCCAAUCAUUAAGGACGUAUAGACAUGCACCAAACACAGGAUCUAGGAAGUCUUGGGCUGCAGGUGACGCAGGAGCUAGGGCGGUCAAACUGUCAUUCCUUGUCAAAAACGGAGAAGUUGGGACUAUUCCUUCUGUUCUAACUGCGGAAACUUGGGGAUUUUAUGAUGUCUUGUUCAAUUCGAAACCAUUCGAAUUUAAGCAACGGAAAGAAUUUGGAUCCUAUGUUAUGGAGAAUAUUCUGUUCAAGAUUUCUUUCCCAGCUGAGUUCCAUGCCCAAACUGCUGCUGAAGCUGCUCUUAAAGGUCGUAAGAUAUUGAGAAAGAUGGGCAAGAGCUACAAAGACAUAAAGUCAAUUAAAAUCAGAACCCAAGAAGCAGCUCUCAAAAUCAUUGACAAAUCGGGGCCCCUAUACAACUACGCUGACAGGGACCAUUGUCUCCAAUAUAUGACAGCAAUCCCCUUGAUAUAUGGUAGAUUACAUGCGGACGAUUAUCACGAUAAUGUCGCUUCGAACCCAGAGAUUGACGAACUAAGAGCUAAAAUGUACUGUGUAAAGGAUGAAAAGUUUACCGAGGACUAUCAUAAUCCAGAUAAGCGUGCCAUUCCAAAUGGUUUGACUAUAGAAUUAAAUGACGGAACUAUUUUAGAUGAAAUUGUCGUUGAAUAUCCAAUUGGUCACAAAUUCAGGAGAAAAGAGGCAGUACCACUAUUGUUGGAAAAGUUCUACAGGCAUAUAUCGGAGCAUUUUAGCGGUGACCUCAGUAAGGUAGAAGCCAUCAUGUCAAAAAGCUCUGAGGACAGUUUUGAAUACAUGAGUAUCGACGAGUACAUAGAUUACUAUUGUUAA
Eremothecium cymbalariae DBVPG#7215 is the source of this 1557-nucleotide messenger RNA. RefSeq names its product putative 2-methylcitrate dehydratase (gene PDH1). Lineage: Eukaryota; Fungi; Ascomycota; Saccharomycetes; Saccharomycetales; Saccharomycetaceae. Gene Ontology annotation, molecular function: 2-methylcitrate dehydratase activity; 2 iron, 2 sulfur cluster binding. The record is from RefSeq and is a predicted model, not a curated record. The transcript has a single exon. The coding region runs from base 1 to 1557 and encodes 518 amino acids. Gene Ontology annotation, cellular component: mitochondrion.